Messenger RNA from Amphimedon queenslandica, 2278 nucleotides. Its product is annotated as flocculation protein FLO11-like. Bases 128 to 1945 code for a protein of 605 amino acids. The transcript has 9 exons. Gene Ontology annotation, molecular function: protein binding. The record is from RefSeq and is a predicted model, not a curated record. NCBI's taxonomy places the organism in Eukaryota, Metazoa, Porifera, Demospongiae, Haplosclerida, Niphatidae.
GUAUCAUUGAUUGUGUCUCUGAAGAGAUUUUGUCUCUCGCAGGAGAAAGCCUUCUUUAUCUCUCUCGUUGGUUCUUUUGCUUUGGAGCUCACCCCUCGAUCUCUCUCGUUCUUUGUGCCCUAGUAAGAUGAUGACCCGAUUCAUUACUCCUCACUCAAUGUGGAGAAAGAGAUGGAAUUUCACUCCUCUCGCCUCUCUGGUUGUCCUCUCCCUCCUGAUAUGCAGGGCUGAGCAGCUGAGUUUUGCUGGUUAUCAAGAUAUAACACUGACAUCUGUCCCCAAGCCUCUCUACACUGUUAACUCUAGGAUCACUGAAAUGCCCUGCACUGCUAGUGGCCACUUAAUAGCAACAGGAGCUAAUGUGUCUCUGGAUGUCGUGUUCUUUAGGAAUGAGUCUCCAUUGUUGAAUAAAUACAACACACCAGCCAGACACCAUUACAUGACCGAUGAUGGUGUCACUGUUACUGGAUUGAUCAUCUCUCCCACUACACUGGAGGAUAAUGGAGUUCUCUUCAAGUGUCAGGUCUUCAUUAAUAAUCAACUGGUCAAUGUGUCCAGCCCUCAAGUGUCUCUCAUUGUAGCAGAUGGUAGGCCCCCAGCAAUCCCCCUCCAGGUAUCAUCAGUUACAGUUCAGUCAGUAACCUUACAAUGGAGUGCCCCUCUAUUGCCUAGUGAUGGCCCUGUCCUUCACUACACUGGUUACCUCUAUGAUGAUGAUGGUAGCACUGUCCUAUCAGUAUUUAAUAUCAGUGGGAACUCAUCGAGUGCUACAUACAGUGGUCUAUUGCCUGAUAGGCAGUAUCGUGUUACAGUGGUUGCUGUCAAUGACUAUGGUAAUGGUAAUGUGUCUACACCGAUAUCUUUUAGGACAUCACAAUCAAGCCAGGCUCCUGCUCCAACUGCUCUCUCAUUCACACUGUUAGCUGGUAAUGGUAACUUGGAAAUUGGUUGGGACAAGCCAGUUAUCAACAGCUAUGAUACCACUUACCCUAUCACUCACUACAUAGUUCAGCACAAGCUCUAUUCUUCACCAUCCUUUAUUACUGAGAAUACGCCGGAUAAUUCCACACUCUCUUUCCGUCUCCAAAGUCUCACUAUUGGUUCUGUGUACGUCUUUAAAGUCACUCCUUUUAAUUAUGGGUCUGGCACUCCUAACAGUAUUGAGAAGACUUUUACAAUGACUGAACCAAAUACUAUUGCUUCAUCAACAGCAACACCACACACUACACCAACCACCACUAGCUCACUCACUACCAGCUCAGUUGCACCUAGUUCCACUCACUCCACCACAUCCACAGGUAGCAUCAUCAUAGCUAGCUCCGAAAGCACAACAACGCAUACUUCUAAAGUGUCUAGUCAGGCCACGCCUACAAGCACCACACCUGCCACCACACUUGCAUCUCAUUCAACAUCAAGUUACACUUCCUCUUUUAUUAAUUCAGUUAGUGCCACGCGUAGUUCCUCUUCGACCCUCUCUCCCUCAGUAGAAGCUACUACUGAUAGUUAUUCUGGUGGUUCUGAUGAUUUUAGCAAUAAAGCGAUCGUGCUGGCUAGUGCUGUGAUAGCAUCAAUAAUUCUAAUUGCAAUCGUCAUAAUAGCUGUCAUACUUGUUGGAUUCUGUUUCUAUACUAAUAGAAGAAAGCAUGGAGAUGUUAACCUUUCUGUAGCGGCAACUUGGCCUGAAAGACGGCCAUCAAACAUAAAGAGAAGCGGAAGUAAAGACAGUUCAAUCAAAGGGUCCUCUCUCUCAGGCAGCAUCAGUCACAGUCUCUCGUCAGAUCAAGACUUACCAUCCAUUCAUAUGAAUGGUCCACUGAGUCACACAUCAUCAAGCAAUGUACCAUCUGAUUCACCAUCGAGUCAUAAGACUGACACUGACCUUAGGAGCAUUGAAGAGCUCUCUGAAGAUGAGAUAGAUGAGAAGCCAGUGACCACAGAAGUAUAGGAGCUACAUCUAGAGGCCAUAAUGACACCCCGCCCUUCAUUGACCCAUCUUUCUCUAGAUGAUAUGUAAAUUUGCCGUUAUCACUGACUUUCACACUAUCUGUCCUCUUCUCUCUCUCUUUUUACACCCUCAACUCAUUAACUCCUCUCUCUCUCUCUCUCUCUCUCUCUCUCUAAACUUAACUAGUGAACAUAAAACAAUUUUUAAAUUCUUCUUGUUUGUAUCAUAUACUUAAUAAUACAGUAUGUUUAUUAUGUACAUGUACAUAUUUUUGUGUGUCUGUGUUAUAUUAUUUUUGUAUCAUAACGAUUUGAUGUAUUUCAAAACUGUGAA